GGAUUACAAAUUCCGACCUCCCCUUCGUCACGAACGCGAAGAAGCUGCAGCAAGAAGAGGAGGAACGUAGAUGAGAAAGGGGAGGGGGUAAACACUCCCAGACGGGAAAGAGCCAUGUCUCAUAAGGUCCUCGCACUGAGACGAAAGAAGGAAUAACAAAGCCACAGAAAGAGAGGAGGGUGAAAGCGAAUACAUGCAAAUGAGGAGCUACAUCAGUAGUUGCAGACACAAAUGCAUUGUGUGUGUGUUUUGUUUCAGGCAUUGCACUGUGACUGGUGCUGCUGAGCACCAAUCUCUCUUCUGUCUGUGAUCCCCCCCCCACCCCCCCCCACCCCCCCGCAGCCUGGCCCCAUCGAGCCAGGCGAGGACGGAAGGAGGCUUUCCAGGGCUUUUUGAUUUGGGAUUUGUAUGAAUAUGAGAGGAUUUGGACCACGUCGCCGCCACAGCCGUCACUGUUCUUUUCCAAAGCGCGUGUGAAACGUGGAGAUUCAUCCGGUUUGCCUCGCUCCCCUCCCUGCGUGGCUGUUAUGGUCCUGACUGAGAAUCAGGGCAUCACCCGGACGUGGGGCUCCGGCUGACCGCAGCAAGCACACUUCAGUCAUGGGGGCCAAACAGAUGAAAUGCCUCAGCUCAGCCAGCCCUGUGCGCUCCCCCAAAGAGGAAUAUGCGGUCACCCGCACCAGCGACACGCCCGGACAGGAAACCAUCCGCCAUCAGCCUGAGGAGCAGCAGGCAGGACUAGGCCAUGACAAAUCAGAGCUGACGGACAAGAAUCAGCUCACAGAGGAGGUGUCUUUCUGUGGGCUGUGCCCCUCCCUUGGGCAUGAUGUGCCAGAGGAAGAGAAGUCCUGGGAGGAGCAGCUGGACAUCCACCAGGAGCAGCUGGAGAAGGAAAUGCAUGAGGCCAGGAGGAUGGUGUUACGCCUCCAGGCUUUGCUCCUCAAUGGCUCACUCCCAGAGGAUGACCCGAGUGGAUCUGUGAGCUUCGGAGACAACAGGGCAAACGGCGAGCAGCAGCUGGUUCUCACGCGCAGCCGCCUGGACCAAAGCGUGGAUGAGGCCCUUGAUCUCAAACGGGAACUCCUGAGACACAAACAGGAGGUGCGCCAUAUUCAGGCCAUCAAGGAUGCCCUGCAGCAGCGACUGUCUUUGCAGGAGGAUGCUGUGCUCCAGCUAAAGCAGGAGCUACUGAGGAGCAACAUGGCCAAAGAUCAACUGGAAGGGGAAAAUAUGGUGCUCAAAAACAAGCUCAGCGAACGCAACACAUUGCUCGGCGAGUAUGAGCAGCAACUCGGGAGGAAGGACAGGAUGCUUCAGCAGCAAAAGCACGACGAAGCUCAGCACAAAGCGCAUGAUGUUAGCCACAAUCGGUCAUUCAGGAGUGAAGGUGGUUACAGGAGCUCUCCUCCAGUAUUCCAGCACAGUGCACCCGGUGAGGAGUUGCAGCUGGUGAGGGAAGCCCUGCGUAGUUUGAGAGACAACUUCUCCGGCCACGACCCACAGCAUCACACCCUGGACACCCUUGAGCAGGGCGUGUCAAGCCUCAUGGACCGCCUGCACUCAGAAGCCCAGCGACGGCAGAACCGAGGGGAAUUUAAAUCGCCGGGUCGCAGAGCCAACUCUUCAGACCGAGACUCAUGGCCACCGAGCUCAAAAAUGGCACACUCUCACAGCAGUCCAGGAUUGGAUGGCAUCGUGUCCACUAAAGUGCUGUACUACACUGAUCGCUCCCUCACCCCUUUCCUCAUUAACAUACCCAAACGGCUGGGCAAGGUGACGCUGCGAGACUUCAAGGCCGCUGUGGACCGGCAAGGCAGCUUCAGAUAUCACUUCAAAGCGCUCGACCCGGAGUUUGGCACCGUGAAAGAGGAGGUAUUCCAGGAUGGCGCGGUGGUACCGGGCUGGGAAGGGAAGAUUGUAGCAUGGGUGGAGGAAGACCAUGGGGAGAGGAGGUAGAAGUGCCCCCCCCAAAAAAAAAAUAAAUAAAAUAAAACUCAGUUGUGUUCACUGGCACAGAACUUGACUGAACACUUGGGACCAAUGGACUGAAAUAAGAUUGAAUUAUUUCAUGUCAAGCAAUCCUUGUUAGACACUGUUUACAUCUCUUAAAUGUGGACAUGAAAUUAGUUAUUUUGAUAGCAAUGGUCCCUAAAAUUUUUAAUUAAAUUAAAUGCAGUAUUAAGACGGAAUGGAUCUUCACUGCCAUUUUCCACAAGUUCCACAUUGCCAAAUCGUGGAUGUUUGCCACUCGUCUCUUUCAGUGUUUUAAUAAACAUUAUCGCAUGGACAA
Messenger RNA from Hippocampus zosterae (dwarf seahorse), 2290 nucleotides. It is a transcript of the gene dixdc1a, whose product is annotated as DIX domain containing 1a. The transcript is spliced from 15 exons. Gene Ontology annotation, cellular component: cytosol. The record is from RefSeq and is a predicted model, not a curated record. Bases 601 to 1956 code for a protein of 451 amino acids. Gene Ontology annotation, biological process: canonical Wnt signaling pathway. NCBI's taxonomy places the organism in Eukaryota, Metazoa, Chordata, Actinopteri, Syngnathiformes, Syngnathidae.